AUGGAGGGUAUCGUCAAUCCAUCCCUUUCCGGGCAGAAUAUUGCACCAUCGAACGUUUCUCCAUCAAGUACAGUCGACCCAAGCACUACCAGUACUUCUGGAAGUAGCUGUCAGCAGCCCCCAUCACCCACACCCUCCACCUCCUUCGUGUUCAGCAACCCACAUCCGUUUUCUUCUACUUCUCCUACCAGCAAGCGAAAAGCUUGCAUCGAUUUUCGAAAGCUAUCUCCAAAGAGUUUACCCCCUUUAGUUGGACCAGAGGAGCUGGACAUGUUUGGAGUGACUGCCUAUGAAACACCUCUGUGGACCGCUCCAGAUAGCUGGGCUGUCGAGAAGGACGGUGAGGAGGAGGCAGAUGAAGGGGGCGACUCGAGCUCCGAAGAGAGCACGAGGGAUGCCACAUCCAACCACCCGCGUAAGCUGUCCUCUCGCGGCAGCAGUGACCGCGUCCGCGUCCGAAUAUAUCGCGCGGACGGAUCAUAUCACGUUGCCCCAAUCUCAAUACACUCCACCGUUGCGGAGCUCACCCCGUCACUUAAUCAGAAGCUAUUUGCGCAUAAGGAGCGUGAGACACAUAAACUGUAUCUCAAGGAGAGAGGACGAGAGCGUGUAUUGGCGCCUACUGAGAGGCCAGCUGCCAUUGUCAUUCGCCGGUUGGAGCAGGCUGGAUACGACCAAGCGGACAGUCUUGCUUUUCUCGGUGCAGAAGACAUGACCUUCCUCAUGAAAUUCGUUUAUAAAAGUCAACUCCUCGGCCCAGCAGCUGAAGACCUUACAUUUGAUACAUUCGACCUAGUCGACCUGACAGGCUGUAGUCUACCCACCAUACCCAUCGUCCUCCAUCAAAACGCUGGCUCGAUCGUGAUCCUCAAUCUCUCACGUAAUCCAAUGGUUGAGAUACCCCUGGAUUUUAUACAGUCCUGCACUACCCUCCGCGAUCUCAAAUUGUCCAGCAUGGCGAUGAAGAAAGUGCCUCAGAGUGUUCGGCACUCCACCAGCCUACAUCGCCUCGACCUGUCAUGUAAUCGCAUCGUGGACUUGGAUGAUGCUGGUCUCGACCGUAUACCUGAGCUCUCAAGUUUGAGGCUCCAGAAUAACAGGAUAGAGCAGCUGCCCUGGUAUUUCCCCCGCCUCAAGUUUCUGAACUUCCUAAACAUCUCAAACAACAAGUUCGUGAACGUGCCUAGCGUCAUCUGCCAGCUGCCCUGUCUUGUUGAGCUCGAUAUGUCUUUUAACAUGAUCACUGAACUUCCGGAGGAAAUUGGUCGCCUCACUACUCUCGAGCGCCUGAUUUUGAUUGGGAAUCAGGUGGUCAAGUUACCGGAAGAAUGCAGGAAUCUUGUCAACCUACAGUUACUUGACUGUCGAAGAAAUAACAUAUCCGACAUUUCCAUCGCCUAUGCCCUACCCAAACUCCAAACUCUUUAUGCCGACCAUAAUUCCGUUCACGCCCUUCAUCUGUCCAUUGGUCCCAACCUGACAGUUCUGGACGCCUCCCACAACGAUGUCACAUUCCUCAAAUUUGCUCCUAGCUCUCCACCGCAAAUAUCGCACACCCUCACACUGCUCGAUGUCUCCUAUGCUAAACUUUCCUCUCUUGAUGCAUUCGAUUUCUCUCAGCUUCCUGCCCUUCAAACUCUGAAACUUGACCACAAUGAACUCCGCACGCUCCCAGACUCCCUUGGCGAACUCUCCCAUCUCAUACAUCUUUCCUGUUGCGACAACAAACUCGUCUCUUUACCCUCCACUAUCGGCCUCCUUCAGCGCCUAGAAACCCUUGAUGCUCAUAACAACAGCUUGACGGAGCUACCUGUAUCCCUCUGGAAUUGCGCAUCGCUAAUCCAUAUCAACGUUACCUCAAAUCUGCUUGCUAGUUGGCAUGAUCCUCCUGGAGAUAACUUGAUUGCACCGGCGCCAUCUGGAAUAACUCUCGAGAUCCCCUCAUCAUCAUCAUCAGUCGGCCACACUCCAAGAAAGCCCUCUAAUGCUACAUACACUAUGUCAAUACACAACGUACCUGGUCGACCACUCCCGCCCCUCGCUUACUCUCUCGAGCGACUCUCAAUCGGAGAGAACCGUCUGACAGAGGAAGCAAUCCCUCCGUUCACCAUCCUCAAGGAGCUCCGUGUCCUCAACUUAUCCUUCAAUGAAAUUCAAGAACUACCAUCUUCCUUCCUUCGCAAUCUACAGCAGCUGGAGGAACUGUACCUUAGUGGCAACCAGUUAACGAGUAUCCCCACCGAAGACCUCGUGAAAAUGACCAGAUUGUCGGUAUUGUUCUUGAACGGGAACAAAUUCCAGACGCUCCCCGCUGAACUGGGCAAAAUUCCCAGUCUGACUAUCAUUGACGCCGGCAGCAACCUGUUAAGGUACAACAUUCAUAAUUGGGAGUUUGAUUGGAACUGGAAUUUCAAUUGUAACUUGAAGUACCUUAACUUGUCAGGGAACAAGAAACUGGAUCUCAAGCAGAACAACGGUGGAAAGCGCGUGGUGGAUGAACAUGGAAGAGUGCUUUCCGACUUUUCUCGACUAUCUCAGCUCCGUGUUCUCGGGUUGAUGGAUGUCAUGACCACUUUCCUUCCCAAUAUUCCCGAAGACUCUGACGAACGACGUGUUCGUACUUCUCAGACGGAAGUUAACGGAAUGACAUAUGGCAUUGCUGACACCAUUGGGAGGAAUGGGUACCUAACCACGCUCGAUCUCGUCCUGCCCGAAUUCAGAGGGAAGAAGGAUGAGGCACUGUUCGCAAUGUUUGGGCUUACUAAAGCUCUUCCCGGCAACAAUACUCUGUCGAAGUACCUGCACGACAAUUACGCCUCUGUCUUUACUGAGCAGCUUCUUCAGCUGAAGAAAGACCAGAAAGGGGAGCGAAGAGAUGGCGUACCGGAUGCAAUAAGGCGCACAUUCCUGAAGCUGAACAGGCAGCUCCACGACAAGCUCUACUCGCAGCCAUCUCGUAAGAUGUCCCAAGUCAGCUCAUCUACCACCGGUCCUUCUGGACCCGAUUCUUCUUACCUCCGACAAGGAGCCUCGGGCAUCGUGGUUUACGUGGUCGGCAAAACGCUGUAUGUUGCUAACGUUGGACAUGCCCUUGCUGUCAUCUCGAGCCAAGGGAAUGCAAAACUCAUUUCUAAGAAUCACGAUCCUUAUGACCGGGAUGAGGCGAGGCGCAUCCGGCUCGCAGAGGGCUGGAUAUCGCCGACGGGGCUCAUCCAUAACGAGGUUAACACGUCUCGAGCUUUUGGAUAUUUCCACGACUUUCCCGUUGUCAAUGCUCGACCCGACAUCUACGUUCGCCAGCUAACCGAGCUCGACGAGUUCGUGAUCAUCGGCAACCAUGGACUGUGGCAGUAUAUAUCCUACCAGACCGCAGUCGACAUUGCUCGCUCGGAAGCUGACCCAAUGAUUGCGGCACAGAAGCUACGUGACUUUGCCAUAAGCUAUGGCGCGGAUGGAAACACCAUGAUCAUGGUAAUAUGCGUCUCCGACCUCUUCCGCUCUCGACAGCCCAUAACAGACUCGCUCGUGGAUCCAGAGGUCUACAGCUCUAUCAAUAAAAAGAGGGCAGGGAAGAAAGCAGAUAUCAUUGAUCGCACCAUUGCUCGCUUAGAAGGAGAGGUUUCACCGCCCACCGGGCAUCUCUGCUUAGUAUUCACCGACAUUCGAAAUUCAACACAAUUAUGGGAGGCAAAUGCAGGCAUGCGCACAGCAAUGUAUAUUCACAAUGACCUGUUGCGACGACAUCUUCGAACUUGCGGUGGUUACCUUGUCAAGACGGAAGGCGACGCAUUCAUGUGCUCCUUUCCGACCACCCUUGCCGCGAUGUGGUGGUGCCUCAUCGUUCAGCUGCACCUUCUCCACGAACGCUGGCCGCUGGAGAUAUUGGAGUGCCCUGAAGGUAAAGAGGUGUUUGAUGAGCAUGGACAGCUUCUUGCACGUGGCCUUUCAGUCCGCAUGGGCGUCCACUGCGGUACUCCAGUGUACGAACCAGAUCCUACCACUGGUCGCAUGGACUACUUUGGGCCCAUGGUCAUUCGAGCCGCUCGUAUCAGCGGGCUCGCGCUGGGUGGGCAAAUCAUGUGCAGUGCUGAUGUCGUUCGCGAAUUGAAUGCCAAGAUCUUCGAGAAUGGCCAGGACACGGAGUACUCAGAGUUUCAACCAACUCAGGCCAUCGAGGCGAUCCGCCAAAUGCAGAUAGCUCUUGUCCCUGCCGGGGAAGUGAAGUUGAAGGGGCUAGAGAUUCCGGAGAUGGUUUCCCUCGUCUACCCAGCAGCCCUCUUAGGCCGUCAGGACUUAGAUGCGUCUGGGUCGCAUCUGAGCACAUCCACAUCCACAGCUCGAGUCCAGUUGAGCAUCGCUCAAGUCAGAGACUUAGCUAUGCUAUGCCUGCGUAUCGAGGCCCUGACUUCAGGCCGCAUCUUUCGUCCUUGCUCCGAACAGAAGGAGUGCGUGUCUGACAAUCCAUUGGAGCCUCUCUCCGAUGAAGACGUCUUGGAGCCUUCGGUGAUGUAUGGUGAUCCGAACUUGCUUCUCCCCCCGAUGAACGAGAAAACAUCUGAUCUUGAGAUCAUGAUGCACCUCGACUCACUAUCCUUGCGGCUUGAGAACGCUGUUGCGUGUCUGGCUCUCAAGAAACUAUCUGACAAAUCGUCCGCCAUUGUGACAGCCCUAGAAGGCCAUGAGGAUAUUGACGAACGGACGCUUCAUUUAAUAACUUCGUUGUUAUCUCGCUGUUGA
Molecule: messenger RNA, 4737 nt
Organism: Suillus subaureus
Lineage: Eukaryota; Fungi; Basidiomycota; Agaricomycetes; Boletales; Suillaceae
Exons: 5
Coding region: 1-4737 (1578 amino acids)
Biological process (GO): intracellular signal transduction; cyclic nucleotide biosynthetic process
Molecular function (GO): protein binding
Source: RefSeq, a predicted model, not a curated record